UUCCCUGCAGUAGUUGGUGUCUCUGCUCCUCCCACAAUGGGGAGAUUUCCCUGCAGUAGUUGGUGUCUCUGCCCCUCCCACAAUGGGGAGAUUUCCCUGCAGUAGUUGGUGUCUCUGCUCCUCCCACAAUGGGGAGAUUUCCCUGCAGUAGUUGGUGUCUCUGCUCCUCCCACAAUGGGGAGAUUUCCCCCCAGUAGUUUGUGUCUCUGCCCCUCCCACAACGGGGAGAUUUCCCCCAGUAGUUGGUGUCUCUGCCCCUCCCACAACGGGGAGAUUCCCCCCAGUAGUUGUUUGUGUCUCUGCCCCUCCCACAAUGGGGAGACUCCCCCCAGUAGUUUGUGU
Molecule: messenger RNA, 342 nt
Organism: Staurois parvus
Lineage: Eukaryota; Metazoa; Chordata; Amphibia; Anura; Ranidae
Source: the annotation of a GenBank genome assembly